Molecule: messenger RNA, 6032 nt
Organism: Lucilia cuprina (Australian sheep blowfly)
Lineage: Eukaryota; Metazoa; Arthropoda; Insecta; Diptera; Calliphoridae
Gene: RhoGAP19D
Product: rho GTPase-activating protein 21
Exons: 10
Coding region: 104-4459 (1451 amino acids)
Biological process (GO): signal transduction; regulation of GTPase activity
Cellular component (GO): cytoplasm
Source: RefSeq, a predicted model, not a curated record
AAGUAAAUUGAAUUCUCAUUUAUCCCGAGGUUUUGAUCCUUUUAAAACUUUAUCCAUCAAUACAAAUACUAUUGAAUCUACGUCGGCUCCGGGCAAUGUUGUAAUGAUGAAAAAACCGGGUGUCUUAUAUGAUUCACUGCAGCAUCACCCGUUGGCACAAAUGCAGGUGCAACAUCAGCAGCCACAGCAGCAACAACAACACCAUAUACCCCAACAACAUCAGCAAGUAUAUCAGCAAACAACGGCGCCAAAGAUGACAAUAAUACCCAUUGCAGUUGAUGCAGCAUUAAAAUCAUCAUCAACAACUCCAGCAAGCACAGCAAUACCAACAACAACAAAUCAAACAUCGACGUCUACUGUCGAUGGACAUCGGUAUAGUCGUAUGGAAAUUCAUAAAGCUAGUUUGGCUACUGCUACAAUCGAUCAUCAGACUAACAGCAAGUUUGCUAGUAAAUUGACUGAUGUUAAUGAAAAACCAAUAUUGGCCGAUAUAGCCGAAAGCGGUACAAGUAGCACAACUUCAACUAGAGCAUCUACAAUGACAGACUUAACGGAAAUAAACAAAUCUUCAGCAACUCCGGUUACGCGACGCUUUAGGCCAAUGUCUUCAUUUGAUGAGCCAAAACAUAUGCGUCGCAUUUCAUAUUUACGUGCAACAAAUGAUGAUUAUCACUGCGAAAACUCGUUAUCAUCGUCAUCGGUAACGAACACAUCAACCGGCAGUGUAAACGAUAGUCUAUCGACAAAAUCUGCCACGGUAUUAUCACAACAAAUUGAAGAACAUCCGGAUCCGAUAUAUGAUGUUGUUAGCGGCGGUGGUGGAGGUGAUAGUGGAGCUGCAGAUAGUACAAGUGAAUCGUUAGAUGCGUUGGAAGAUUUAAAAUUAGAAACAUCUUCGCGUAGCAGUCGCAGAACUUCAGUUAAUAGUGAUAUAAGGCACAGUGUUCACAUUGAUAGUAUACCCAGUAUUGAUAUAACAAGUAAGUUUGAAACAAAAGAUGUUGCAACCGAAAUGGAAAUUUUUGAAACUGAAAUGGAAAUAAAAUCCACAUGUAUUAAUGGCAAACGACUUUCUGAAUAUCGUUCUUGGCGUCAAGUAAAAAUCGAGAUAAAAGGUGAUAUAUUAAAAAUAUAUCCCAGCCGCAAUACAAAAUCCGAUAAUAAUAUAAUAGAACUCGACAUUAGAAAUUAUAAAAUAUUCGAUGAAACUGAUAAAAAGAAAUAUGUAUUUCGUAUGCAAUCGAAACCCUCACCGAUCGCCACAUUGGGCAAUGAACUGAAUUUAGAUGAUGCGAAUGAUAAGUUAACAUCAUCAUCGGGUAGUUCGACAAAUGUACCUCAACAGUCAUUACAACAUACCGAUACACAGUAUCAACCACAUACCGAGAUUUUUUUCAAAACUAAAAGCAGUACAGAAAUGAGAAGAAUAUUUGGUUUAUUACAAUGGAAAAAUAGUUUAUUAAGUUACGAUAACAAUGAUCUUCAAGGUAAACAGCUAGCGGAACCACAAAAAACAGCCGCAACUGCUAGCAUGUCUACAUCAACAUACUGUGAUGAUAAUGUACAACAACAAUCAGCGCAACAUUUACAAGCAGAACAUUCUCCUUUAAGUUCGACAUCGCGUAGUGAAAUAGAAGCUUCGGAUUCUGUAUCCCCAGUGAUGAAAACUCGCAAAUCAUCAUCCCACAAAAAUAUACCCGACAAAGAUUUAGGUUCACCGAAGGCCAAAAACUGGAAAGAUUUAUUAUUUCGUCGAGGCGGUGGUAGUAGUAGUAGUGGUGGCCAUAAUGCUGACCUUUCACCCUCAAAUCUGUCUUCAUCCUCUAAGACAAUUGGUUCUAUAGGAGUGCCACUCAAAACAUGUCCCAUGUCCAAAAACAACGAAUAUGUACCAACUUUAGUUGAAGUCUGUACGAAUAUCGUUGAGACUAAAGGCUUGGGAGUGGUUGGUAUAUAUCGUAUACCCGGCAAUAAAGCUGCAAUAUCCGAAUUAUCCGAUCAAGUUAAUAAAACCGAUUUUUCUUGGGACCGUUGCAAUACCGACGUAAGAUGGGAAGAUGUCAAUGUCGUUUCGAGUCUUUUGAAAUUAUUCAUAAGAAGUUUGCCCGAUGCACUGCUGCCAAGUUCCUUUUAUAAUCAUUUUAUAGAGGCCGACAAGAAGGCGGGCAUGGAACGUUUACGGGAAAUAAAACAAUUGUUAGAAAACUUACCGCGCUAUUCAUAUGAAACAAUGAAACAUCUGUUUCGUCAUUUGAAUAGAGUUAGUAAAAAUUGCGACGUCAAUUUAAUGGAACCAAAAAAUUUGGCAAUUAUAUUUGGUCCUUCUAUUAUACGCACACCCAAUGAUACAUUAGAUAUAGCCGUAAAGGAUAUGAAACAUCAAUGCAGGAUUGUUGAGUUGCUAUUGACAAAUUACGAUUACUUUUUUGAAAAUGGCAAAACUCCGGACAUUGAAGAUGUUUGUGGCAAUAAUUUGGCAGCAUCAACAUCAUCGGCCACCGGUGUAACUGCUGCUGAACAACAGCAAGAGGAUCAAACGAACAUGUUGCUACACAACAUUUCAAAAAUCGAACGUUUUAGUGAACGUGAAUCUAACUCGAGUCACACGACCUCACGCACCUCACGCUUUAUGCCUCAAUUAGGGAAAAAGCCCCGUAAGCCUGGUGAUAGUAGGGUAAGCGAAUCUAAAUCUAAAUCUUUUCACACAUCCACAUCCAAUUCUAUUACCACCAAUACCAACAUUAUUACCAACACAAAACAUUCUAUUACUACACCCAUACUUCUCACCAAGAACACUCUAAAAAAUAUAUGCAAAUCAACACCCAAUAUUUCCACUCUAAAUACACGUUCAAUUUCAAGUCAUAAUCGUAAUGCUUCUAAAGCUUCUUGUGAAUCAGCGGUAGCAUAUCGUCAAAGACGCAAAGCUGUUCCAACCAUUUAUGAUUUUGGUGUAACUUUACGUUUACAUUUUCAGUCGACCAGUGCCACCACAACAGCGACUUCCUCAUCGAGUAGCAGUAGUACGACGACGACGGCUACAUCGACAAAAAAUAAAUCGAAGAAAAGUGAAAGUCGUAGUAUUUUGGGACAUCGUCAUGGUCGUAAGACUAGUUUAGAUGAAAAGGACUCGGGCAGUUGCAGUGGCAGCAGUAUUGCCAAGGAGACACAACGCAAUAGUGUUGACAUCUCGAUCACAUUAACCGAUGAUGAAAGCAGCAAUAGCCGUCUAAGUGAUACUGGUUCAAUGUCAUUAGGUGCUGUUACAGAUGCUUUAGAAGAUAAACUGAAAAUAGUUAAAUGUGGUUUUAAUUCAAACGAUGAAAAUGGUUCCCCAGAUUUUCCCCUAACCCCACGACGCUACACCAUUGGUGAACCACUACUUUUGCAUUCUGAAAACAUUCCUUAUGCCGAUGAGUCACCUGAAAGGCAUUUUCACAAUUUCCAUCCUCUCGACAAUGUAACGGGAAACAAUUUAAUGAUAAGUCGGUCGUGUGCUUCAACCAAUACGCUAAUGAAUGCCAAAAUGAAUAAUGAAAAACCCACUUCUUUUACAACGGGUUCAACUCUAACAACCACCUAUAAAACAACACACAAAUUGCAACAUUCAGCUACGGCACCUAUAAACUCUUCGCUGGGAAGUGUUGGUGGUGGCUUAACGUCUCCGCCUACUGCAGCUUCCACACCUACUACUAGUGCCCUUAAAGGAAAUUUAACAGCCUCAACAGCACGUAAUCUAUAUGCAACUAGCAAAAACUUGCGGUUUUCUUCUUCCGUUCAAGAACAAAGAUGUUCUGAAGACGAUUCUGAGGGCUCCACAACCAGUGAUCCCAAAGAAGCUUUAGUAAUGGCCUCGCCCUCCUUUCUGCUAGAUAAAUACAAUAAAAAACGUAGAGAUCAUCGUCUCUUUCGUUCGGCCUCAUUUAAUUGUCGUAAUUAUUCUUCGCGUUAUGGUGGCAGUGGCGCUGCAGCAGGUGGUGGUAUGGGUUCUAAUAUACCAACCACUGGCUUGACUAAAGAUGAAAAGACUGAUAUGAAUCUAACUAAAAAACGACAAAUUCAAAACAAACAAAAUCGUUCGAUUAAACGAAGGCAUACAGUAGGUGGUCCACAUGAUUAUAGUGGUGGCGCAGGUUCAAAUAAUUGCAAUCAUCAUUGCAAGAAUAUUAGCAAUAAUGGAUCUAACAACUCGACCGCUUCGAACUCAACGACUGUAGUAAGACGUAUACCCUUAUCUAGCGCCAAUGGUAAUAUACCCAAUAACAACAAUAAUAAUAACAAUAACAUGCAACAUGAUGAAGGUGGUAGCAGCAGCAGUACUAGUAAUGGCAACAAUUCAAGCAGUAGUAAUAGUAGUAGCAGCACUAAUAAUGCGGCCACUGUUAAUGUUGCCAAUUCGGCGGGAGAACACGUACUUGAAGUGGGCAUACGCAUUAAGAAUAUUAAUCGUGGUCGCUUUUAAGUCGAACAACAACAAUAACAUAUGAAAUAAAAAAUAAUACUAAAAGGAAUAAAAUUCCUGGGUGUUAAAACAAAUAUGGAAAUUGUGUGUUAAAGCAAAACCGAGUGUGUGACAUAUUUGGUCAAAACAAACGAGAAACAAGAAAAACAAAAAUAUUUAUUAAGAAAAAAAAUUAAAUUAAACAUAAAACAAAACCCACCCUCCCAGCUUCUUACAUAAAAAAUGUGUUAUUAUUGAGUACAAUCGUCAUCAUCAUUAUGAUAUCAUAAGUGUUUGUUAGAAAAAAAUGCAAUAAUAUCAGAGUUCAAAAGAAUUUAAAGUUUUCAUUUAAAAAAAAAAAAAACACAAAUGUGAAAAUUUAACACAACAAGUGAAAUUUAAAAAUUUCCCAAAUAAAAUACUAAAAUCAACAAAAAUGGAAAUUGCCAUCAUUAGUACUUAAAAAAGUCAUAUUUAUUGUGUGUGUGUUACCUUAUGGUCGGUCAAAUGGGUAUAAAACGAAACUGUAAAAAUGUGCAACAAAAUUCCUUAAGAACUCUGAUCUAUAGCCAAUCAUCCACACGAUUAUCAUUCAUUAUUCAUCAUCUUUUGUAUACUGUUUAAAUAACUAGUGUACAAAAACCCAACUAAAGCUAAAGCAAAAAGAUUAUAUGAAGAAGACAUAUGUUACUUCUGAUUAACCAACAAAACACCAAUUAGUAUGUAAGUAAAAAAAAGAAAAAUUUAAAUUAUAUAAAAAAUCAUUGUUGUUAAAUUCAAUUUCAACAUGUACUAUAUUAGACCGAGACGUACAUAGCUACAAAUACAUACAUAUAUAUAUUUUGUUUAUGUUUUAUGUGUACAACAAAAAAAGAAAUAAAUCAAGUAUGAACAUUAGGGUGGACGCAUAAGAAAAGUUUUUAAUGUUUUUUACGGUGACCCAAAACGAAAAUCACUGAAAACGAAACUUAAUUCAUUUUAAAAUACCGUUUGUAAUGUUUAAAUCCUGCAGACAAUGUUUGGUGAGCUGGGCCCUUUAAGAUUUUUUUUUAAUUUGUUCAUGUUUAAGGCAAAGUAAUGAUAUGAAAUGUUGAUAUUAUGUGAAUGAUCUUUGUCCUAAUUCAAAAAUAUUUUUUUUAAUUUUGGAAAAAAUUUAUUUUUUUUUAAUUUUUCGCCAAAUAUUUACGUCCGGGAAAAAAAAUAGAAAUAUAUUAAAAAUAACUAAAUUUCAGUAACUUCCCUAAAAGGUCACUCUAGUAAAUAUAAGGGCAAACACAAAACAAAAGUAGCUGAUAUUUUAAAAAAAAAAAUAAAUCUUUAAAAUAUAAAAAAUUAGGUUUUUGUGUUAUUUUCAUAUUUUCAACUCACCAAAUAUUCUCUCAACAUUAUAACAAUUAAUUAAGAAACAUUAUUUUAAAAUGAAUUAAACUUUCAUUUUAAUUAAAAACAUCUGCAACUUUUGUUUGCGUUCCACCCUAAUAAACAUGUGUAGUAUUAGCAAUCAUUUACACAAAUCAAUAUUUAAAAGAAAUUAUAAUUAUAAUAAUAUUUAUAGAAUUACAAAACGAAGUUACAUACAACUUAUAUAUUUAGA